GAAAGAAUUUAGAAAUUAUAGAUGUCAAAAUAGGCUUCUUAUGAUAUAAUGUGUAAGUUUCUGAUUCUUGGAUCUUCUUCAGUUGGUAAAACAAAUCUCUUAAUGCGCUUUACUGAUGAUAAUUUUUAUGAAAAUCAUGUUGCUACAAUAGGAGUGGAUUUUAAAUUUAAAGAAGUAAAAACAAAUGGUAAAAUAAUGAAAAUGUAAAUUUGGGAUACUGCAGGAUAAGAAAAAUUUAGAACUUUAACAUAAAAUUAUUAUAAAUUUGCACAUGGAGUAUUAAUUGUUUAUGCUGUUGAUGAUUUGAAAUCAUUUUAAGAAGUAACUUUUUGGAUGAAUUCUUUGAAAUAACAUGGAAAAAAUGAAAUUCCAAUAAUUUUAAUAGCAAAUAAGAAAGAUGUUAGUGAUUCAAGAAUAGUAUCACAAUAAUAAGGAGAAGAAUUAGCAAGUUAAAUGGGAGUUGAUUAUAUUGAAACAUCAGCAAAAUUAGAUAUAAAUGUUCAUGAAGCAUUUCAACGAUUAGCUGAUCUAGCUAUGUAAUAAAGUAAUGGCAAGAUUUCUUUGCCUAAUUUAACAGAAGACACUAGUUAUAAAAUCAAUUUAACUAAAAAUACAAAGAAAGAAUCAAAAAAAAAAGACUGUUGUUGA
Molecule: messenger RNA, 648 nt
Organism: Paramecium sonneborni
Lineage: Eukaryota; Ciliophora; Oligohymenophorea; Peniculida; Parameciidae
Source: the annotation of a GenBank genome assembly